GACAGAACCUUCCGGCAUACAGAAAUCCCCAAUUCCAAAACCCUCAUCGGAACCGCCCCAGAUGGAAAUCGACCAGCCUUCCGCCGCCCAGAUGCCGGAGAUUUCUCAGUACGAGCAGUCCAGAGAGUUGAGAAUCAGAGAAAACAUGGAGCGCAUGCAGAAACUUGGCAUUCCUGAUCUCUCUCUCAAGCUCAAAACCUCCGCUCCUUCAAAGAAAAAUCGCCGAAAAUCGCUUGUUCCCAAAGCUUCUCCACCUUCAUUCGACCUCCCGCCGACCGGACCCCUACGCCGAUCAUCCAGGUUGCAGAAUGUGACGCCUGUAACUUAUUCUGAACUGCGAAUCGAGAGGAAAAACAAGUUUUCUGAGGAGGAGGAUGUGGUUCUUGAAGAUGGCUCGAGGCCGGAGAUAUACUCGGAAGAGCAUGAGAAGGUGUUGGGUAGUACAGAGAAGAGCUGGACGCUAUUUGUGGAUGGAUACGGUAACGAUGGGAAACGAAUUUAUGAUCCAGUAAAGGGAAAGACGUGCCAUCAAUGCAGGCAAAAAACAUUAGGACAUCGCACUCAUUGCAGCAAAUGUAACAUGGUCCAAGGGCAAUUUUGUGGAGACUGUCUGUAUAUGAGAUAUGGAGAGCAUGUUCUUGAAGCGCAACAAAAUCCCGAUUGGAUAUGUCCCGUCUGUCGUGGAAUUUGCAACUGCAGUUUGUGUCGCCAAGCAAAAGGAUGGCUUCCUACUGGACCUCUGUAUAAGAAGAUAGCAAGGAUGGGGUUCAAGUCUGUUGCACAUUUUCUCAUCCAAACCAAACGUUCAAAGCCGAGUUCAGUGCAGAAUCCGACCGAUCUUGCUUCUGCCAAGAGGUCGUUGUCCUUCACCAAUUUUGAAGUUAAUCCUGCAGGCUCUCCUAAGGUUAAUGAUAAUCUCUUAGAAACAAUGGAACAUCAUGCUGUAGAUGAAUCUGAAAAUGAGAAGCAGAAUAUACCACAGAGUAAAGAGAUUAAGGAUUAUAUUUCUGUUAAGAGGUCACUGAGCUUUUCAGGCCUGGAACAGCAGGGCUCAAAAGAAACUAAACCUCCAAAUCAUUUCAACCAUGGAAAUGAGGAACUAUCACAACUUCAAUCUGAAAACGAUGAACUUGCCGAAGACGUCAUCAGUGAAAAAGAAAAGGAAAGGCAUUGCCUAAAGAGAAAGAAUGGUAACUACUGUCCUUCUGAUGAAUGUCCAAUAACUAAAAAAAUACCAACAAUUGCGGUAGAAUCAAACAACACCAUGGAUCUGGGGUGUGGCAAUGAUGACCACAGUGAGAAAGAAUUAUUGGAAGUUCAAGCAUCUGCAUCGUCAACAGACCAAAGCCUCAAAAAGAAUACUGAUAUUAGCAGCCAAACAAGCUCAGAGAGUACAACAAAAGACCAUAGUUUAGAGGAGGAGGGGUGUAAAACAUCAGAAGCGGGUUCAAACAGUUUAUCAAAUAAAAAAAUGUAGGCCCGAGUGAAACUCUCAACUCCGUCGGAGCUAUAAUCUUAGGUAGCGGUAGGGUUUUGCGACGUGUAGGUAUAAAACAAUAUGGUGCUAAAUUAUGUGUAGUUUUGACACAGUUUUGAGGCAAGUAACUUUUUGGGAACUCAGAAAACUGGUGUGUUUUUAGGUGGCAAGUGGAGCAAGGAGUGUGUGGUUCAGUAGUUUUUUGGAUCCCCCAGUAUUUUGUUUUACAGCUUACAAAUCACAGCUCCUAACAG
Molecule: messenger RNA, 1731 nt
Organism: Cucurbita pepo subsp. pepo (vegetable marrow)
Lineage: Eukaryota; Viridiplantae; Streptophyta; Magnoliopsida; Cucurbitales; Cucurbitaceae
Biological process (GO): regulation of DNA-templated transcription
Cellular component (GO): nucleus
Source: RefSeq, a predicted model, not a curated record